UACCGAUACAUUCAAAUUUGAAAACGACAUAGGUUGUCAAAAUACAUGCAGUCCAAGGUAUAUUAUAAUGAGAAGGAAGAUAAUUUAAUGGGCAAAACGUAAAACAACAAAAAGACUGGCGCCACAUCAUAAAACAUUAAACAAAAGUAGGGAGAUAUAACGCAUUUAAGCUUCUGUAAGUUUUCUUGACGAGAAACACUCAAAACCAAGAAAACAGUUCACGUUCGAUUUAUUACAUAUCACAUUCAGUCAAGUACGUUUUGAUAUAGAAUUAAUAAAACUGUUUUUUAUUUGACCAUGCGAUUAUAAGACCGACCGAAAAUAUUUUAUGGCUGUCAGCUGAACUGCAAGACUAUGCAGAGUCUAUUUUUUUUUAUCAAGAGCAGCCUUGAUAUAAUUAUAUAUUUUACCUUGGUAUAAUUGACAUUCGGCAACUUUUUAUUUCCAUAAAUAGAUAAAUAAAAUUGUCAAAUACUUCUUAUAUGUCUAAAGGCUCUCAUGAAUAAUGACAAACGGGCAAAAAAAAAAAAAAAAAAAAAAAAAUGAAAUACCAGCGCCUUGUUCACUUUACUUUUUUCAAUUUAGGAGCCUUUAUUGUUUUGGGAACACCAGAUGAGUUGGUUCAGUUGAAACCGGAAGUAAUCGGCAAACCAUGGAGAGGGGUGGAUAUUAAAUCACACAGAGGAAAUAAUAAUUCAACUUUGCAAUAUCUUGCUGUGACGAACACUAUGUCAGGUAUUCAAAUAUGGAGUAUGAACACUUUUAUCCACAAUAUAACAUCUCAGUCCUCUGCAACAAAUGGAUUUACUUUUUAUGUUAACAGCAAUGUAACCGAAGUGGCUAUUUCUGAGUUAAACGCUUCAAAUAAUGGGAAAACUGGAAUUCAGAUUGCAACAGAGGACAUACCUUCAUCAGAAAUUUUGUUCCAGAUUUUAAAAUGUACUGUUAGUCAAAACAACGAAUACGGUAUUGAUAUAAAAGCUAAUGCAAGUGUUAUUAUUUCUGAAUGUGAUAUUGAAGGGAACGCCGAGUCUGGGAUACAUGUUUACCAAGAGUCAGGAGGAAGAAUAAAUGUAAGCACGUCAAAAAUAUCACGAAAUGUAAAAUAUGCAAUCAAAGGAUAUUUCACGGAGGAACUUGUGGUAGAUUCUUGCAUCAUUUCUGACCAUUCUUUCCGUCGUUUUGGAAAAUAUUGGUUUCAAAGAAUACCAUAUGUGUAUCUGCGAAAGAACGACAACUCUAAGUUUCACAUUAGAAUAUUAAACAGCGUUUUUGAAAAUAAUAUCAAUGAUGGAAUUGAAAUUUACUUCCAUUACUAUAGCAUUGGUGGCCUUAUGCUUCAUAUUGAAAACAAUACAUUUAUGGACGGAAAUAAGACACUUUUCAUUAAUUACAAUUCCUUUUACGAAAACAUGGCUUACGUUAAAAUUAUCAGAAACUUGUUUCUUAACAAUUCGAACUCAGACGGUGCUCUUGUAGAGUCUAAAUUCGAGCACGUUGGUGAUGUGAAAUUUGAAAAUAACAAGUUUGAAGGGAAUAUUGCAAAGAACACUUUACUUAUUACAGGAAAUGUAAGACAUUCCGUUGGGAUAAUUUCAGUACAGCACAAUGAUAUGUCGGGCGACUGGGCUACUGAAUCAUUGAUUAACAUUAACAGUUACCAUGAAAUAACAGUUAAUUAUAAUGAUCUGCAUAACCUAUUUCCAAAUGUUUGCGUUGUUAGUGCACCGAAAUUCGCGGAGUCAUUUGAAAUAAAUGCUACUUUCAAUUACUGGGGGCUACAAUCAGCAAUGGACAUUUUGGAUCUAGUAUGCGGAUUUGAAAAAGAUAUGGAUAGAAGUUAUAUGCAUUAUAUACCUUUUUAUACCGAUAACAAUUUUAAUCAAGUUGUGUCAUUGACACAAGACGAAUUUGAUGUGCAUGGAGCAUUCGGAGGGGAUGUUACUAAGAAUUUUACCAUUCCAAAACUGAGUAGUCCCAUUAUUAUAUCAAGAGCUUUGUUUGUCAGACCAGGUACUGUUUUGACAUUAGAAGCUGGUGCCGUCAUCCGUUUCAAAGAAAACAGAGGAAUAUAUAUUCAAGGAGUAUUGAAAAUUUCUACCGGUAGCAGAAGGCUAACUGUCAUGGACUCUGUAAACGAAAAUGUUCCUUGGUAUGGAAUAGUGAUAAAAUCUACAAGCGAUAAAUAUUCCACCAUAAACUACGCCCAGAUAAAUAACACCAUGCAAGGUUUUACAGCGUUUACUAACGGAUUUGAAAUGAAACAUACUCAUAUAAAUAAUUCCAGAGCGUCAUGUUUGAGCAUCAAACCCGAAAAUACUGACGUUACAACUCAUGAUUUUGAAGGAACCAGUAUAAGCAACUGUAAGGAGAUAGGAAUUUCUGUUUUUGGUAAUGGAGAAAUAAAUGUUUACAAUGUUAAUAUUCAAAAUGCGUCUGUUGGCAUAAAGAUGGACACUUAUUAUGGUCAUUUAACUGUAAAAUCAAGCAAUAUUACAAACUGCUCAACAGCAGCUUAUGUCCGUUUCGGAAGAACAUCACAGGCUGCAGGAAACAUGACCCUUGAUAGUUGCCGGAUUUCGAACUGUUCAAACGGUGUCGAUUAUUCCAUGGGGAAUGUCUGGGAUAUAAAUAGUGUAAAUAUAAAGUAUAAUAUAUUUACUAACAUUACAAACAAUGCAUUGUCGAUCAAUUUUCCGUCAAAUGAUUACAAUUAUCGAUAUAUAGGUCAUGUAGAUAUAGGUUUCAAUACUUUCUACAAUACUUGUCUCAUAUACCUGAAAACAUGGAACAACGCAAACUUAAGUUUUCACGAUAAUACAAUUGAAUAUGGCAAUUGUGAAGGUCUUGGAAAAUGCUAUCUUGACGCAUAUGCAAAAGGAAACAAAGAGAUUAAAGGAAGAAUGUUCAACAUAUCUACAAAUAUAUUUAGGGAUUUGGUUAGUGACUGCAUUGUCAGUCUGGUUUCAAGUGAUGAUGCUGGAGUCUUCCCAGGUGUUUUCUACUACAACAAAUUUCUGACUACACAAGCUACUGUUGGAACAGUUACAUUAGACUCAAACUGUUUCAAUUUUUCCCACAACAUAUUUGAUAAUCCAAAGUCACCUUAUGACCUAUACGUGAAGAAGACAGGAACUUCGUCUGUAAAUGCUUCUAACAACUGGUGGGGAAAUGCCGAUGCCGAUAUAGCAUACGAAAGAAUAUUUGAUUUUCAUCGUGAUAAUUCUUUGUUACUGGUUAAUAUAACUUCGAUUUUGACUGAUAGAAACAUUGAUUGUUCUUGGGUCAAUAACUGCAGCUCCAAUGGUGAAUGUGUGAGUCCAAAUAAAUGUAGAUGUUUCUCUGGUUAUGCUGGUAAAAUGUGCUUAGGAUAUGACUGUUCAGGGGUUCAUAGUUGCUACGGGAAUGGACUAUGUGUUGGACCGAACUUAUGCGAGUGUAACCAUGGGUGGAGCGGACAGCAGUGUAUCAAUGCAUUGUGCAGUAAUGUGAACAACUGUAGUGAUCAUGGUUUCUGUAUUCGACCUAAUAUUUGUACGUGUGCAUCUUCAUUCACUGGUGAAAACUGUAGUGCGUGUAUACCAUCGCAUUGGGGCACCAACUGUGAUCCCUGUCCAAACUGUCGGAAUGGGGAGUGUAAUCUAAAUACAGGGACUUGUGAUUGUAUUGGAGCGCAGUGGACAGGACGUCUCUGUGAUAUUUGCAGUGAAACAUUCUAUGGUCCGGAUUGUCUACCUUUGCUCACGGUUUUGAACGUUAUACCAAAUCAGGGCCUUGACAGAGGAGGCAAUGACGUGCAUGUUUGGGGGCACAAUUUUCCACAGACAGAUACUUAUAAAUGUAAAUUUGACACAGACGUUGUGAACGGCGUAUGGGUUGCCUCGAAUCACGUGGUCUGUUCUGCUCCAAAACAUGCAGAUGGAACAGUUAGUCUUGAAAUUUCAUCGGAUGGGAUAGAGUUCAGCAACAAUCAGGUUAAAUAUUUAUAUUUUGCAACGUGUCCACCAAACUCAUGUGGACGAGAUGUAUCGCCUCCACGUGGUCAGUGUUUGUUUGGUGGUUGUUCUUGCAACCUUCCCUGGACAGGUGAAAAUUGUACAAUUGAACUACUAGCACCUGAAAUUAUUGAGCCUCCACCACAAACUAUAAACGAAUCGGUUAUGUACGACUAUCAACUACAGUUAGUACGGGGGAGUAUACCAGUAACUUGGUCACUCAUAGAUCAUCCAGGAAAUAUGAUAAUAGAUGAACGAACUGGAAGACUGUUUUGGUCAAAUGUAAUAGGAAGACUGUCAGCUUAUUCAGUCAUUGUAACGGCAACAAAUAUUGUCGGUGAACAUAGUAUUGAAUGGACGAUAAAUGUACCUAUUUCGUAUUCUGUUAACCUGAUAUCCCUAGAUCCAGAUGGAAUUUUAUCUAAACCAAAGCAAAUAGACAUUGUUGGAGAGGUUGCAUUCAGUGAUUUGAAUGCACCGAGGCUCGUUCCAAUCAAACUUGUAAUUAAAAGUACUUUAACGGGUACAGAGAGGGUCUUAUCACCAUCAAAUGAAAAUUAUGACCCAACAUCAUUCAUAACAACGUACUAUCCAAGGCCAGAUGACGCAGGAACAUUCACUGUGAAAGCAUAUCAUCCAGGUUUGGAGCAAAGUACAGGAAACACAUUAACAUGGGUAGUCCUAGGCAUGCGUUGCGAGCCAACUUUCGUUAGUUUGAAAGGUUACAUAGACGAUAGUCAAGCUGUAUUUGCAAACGUAUCAACUCUAAAAAAUGUAGGAGGUUACCCAAUUGGUAACAUAUCAUCAAAGGUAUAUGGUAUCGAAAACGUUCAUGUUUUUAAAUCUGAAGAUAAAACGAAAGACACAUUCUUUAUGGCGGAACUUCUUACAGAUGGAGUGAUAAGUUUUGGUUUCCAAAUAAAAGAUGUAAAACCAAUGUCUGAAACCUUUUAUAUCGUGUUUUCAACCAUUGAAAGAACAUAUGCAAGACUUCAAAUCAAUAUAGAUUUAUCGAUCAAAAAGCCCUUACUUUUUUUGAACCAUUUGCUGUGAGAGAAAACAUUAUUCGUGGUACUCAAAACAU
This is a messenger RNA of Mytilus californianus (California mussel), 5079 nucleotides long. RefSeq lists its product as uncharacterized. The coding region runs from base 543 to 5048 and encodes 1501 amino acids. Gene Ontology annotation, cellular component: neuron projection. The transcript has 14 exons. Lineage: Eukaryota; Metazoa; Mollusca; Bivalvia; Mytilida; Mytilidae. Gene Ontology annotation, molecular function: protein homodimerization activity; protein heterodimerization activity; cell adhesion molecule binding. The record is from RefSeq and is a predicted model, not a curated record. Gene Ontology annotation, biological process: neuron development; heterophilic cell-cell adhesion.